CUACGCACUCCCGCGGCCUUGCCGAACCCCGCGGCCUUGCCGAACCGGCGCGAAGAUCCGCCAUGGAGCCGAAGGCGAGAUGAGCUCAUGCCGCCCAGGAAGCUACGGGAGUUCAGCGUGGUGGUGGCCUUGGCCACGCUGAUCCUGGUGGCUUUCUGUAUUUUCUUCGUUCAGGUGGAGAACGAUCUUCAACCUGUGGCUUCGCCACCGUUUCGCUUCUCGGUGAAGCUCGCUCGGCUCCGAGCCAAGCCCAAGGAGACGAGGAUUCCUCAGCAACUGGUCCUGACGUCCAAGGAUGGCUCCAUCAAUUCCCUCCCGGUGGCAGUGCAGCGGAAUGUGCGGCAUACGAUGGCACUGAACCCUUGGGUCAAGGUGCGCUUUUUGGGCGACCAGGACUGCGAACGUUACUUGCUGCAGCACUUCAACCAUACUCAGCUCCCCCUUUUCUUCAAUCAGGAGACCAGGGGCUCCUAUCGGAGUGAUGUGUGCCGAGCGGCGGUGCUGGCGCGUGAAGGCGGCUUCUACACGGACUUGGACGUGGAAAUGAAAUGGAAGUUCGAGGACCUGGCCGGCAACGCGACCACCUUCUUGGCGAGCUGGACGGAGGAUGGCUCCGUGUUGAAUGCCAUGAUGGGCUGCACAGCCAACUCCUCCUUCAUGCUGGAAGUGAUAGAGCAACUCCUGAGAUUCUACAAGGGAGAGCCCGUGGAGCGCUAUGGGAGCACCAGCGAGUGGAUGGGCCCGGUGACCGCCUUGGCGGGGCUCAAGGCGCGGAUGCGACCGGCGCUGACAGAGCGACUGUCACGGGGCGCGUGGGGCGGCGACAGACCGGCUGGAGAGUGCCUGAUGAUGUAGACGUUUGAAUCUGACAAAGGCUUCCCAAGUGAGGAGGGGUGACACUCCAAAUGGGGGUCGCCAUAACAUGCGACAAGGGAUGGUGUAGAAGCGCCCAGGACCCGCAAGUGAGUGCAUCCAAAUGGGGGUGGUCUUGAUUGAUCAAGAGUCUUAAAAGUCAGCUGCUGGUGCUUUUGUUCAUGGGAUUUAUUUGGUUGACGUAUAUAUACCUGGGGCUUCAAUUGUAACCUUUUUUUCUGCUACGAGAAAUUUACAAACGUUUGAUCCAAUAAGUGCGACCUAUAGGAAAAAACGCUCGACCUUAAAAAAAACGUUCGAAAGGGUUAGUUGGAGAUGAUGAACAUCGUGCACAUCACUGUCGACAUCAACUUGGACACAAUCAGUGUGCCAGGCGCUCAGCAUCGCUCAGCAUCUCAUCGCAUUUUUGCUGCACUCA
Molecule: messenger RNA, 1291 nt
Organism: Durusdinium trenchii
Lineage: Eukaryota; Dinophyceae; Suessiales; Symbiodiniaceae
Source: the annotation of a GenBank genome assembly